Magnolia sinica is the source of this 991-nucleotide messenger RNA. RefSeq names its product transcription factor SRM1-like. Bases 68 to 814 code for a protein of 248 amino acids. The transcript has 2 exons. Lineage: Eukaryota; Viridiplantae; Streptophyta; Magnoliopsida; Magnoliales; Magnoliaceae. The record is from RefSeq and is a predicted model, not a curated record. Gene Ontology annotation, molecular function: DNA binding.
AAACGCUCCUUCCUCUCUGUCUCUCUCUCUCUCAUUCGAGACUCUUCCCUCUCCAAGAAAGCUUUCGAUGUUUCGAGACGAUUAUUCGGCGAUGAUGGGACCUAAUCGGCCUAUCUCAACGCCGUGGUCGCGAGGCCAGGACAAGCAGUUCGAGCAAGCGCUCGUAGUAAUUCCCGAGGGGACGCCGGAUCGGUGGACGAAGAUCGCCGCGCAAGUGCCGGGGAAGAGCCUGUGGGAGGUACGGGAGCACUACGAGGCGCUGGUGCACGACGUGUCGGAGAUCGACUCGGGCCGGGUCGAGGUGCCGAGUUACGCGGGCGAAUUGGUCGACUCGGACUGGGUCGACUCGGAUCUUGAUCGGUCGGGUCAGAGUCAGAUCUCGUUCGGAGGCGGAAAGGGGAAAACAAGCGAGGUUACGGAGAGGAAGAAAGGGGUGCCGUGGACGGAGGAGGAGCACAAGCUAUUCCUAAUUGGGCUACAGAAAUAUGGGAAAGGAGAUUGGAGGAGCAUUUCCAGGAACGCAGUGGUUUCAAGAACACCAACUCAGGUGGCUAGCCACGCCCAAAAGUACUUCCUCCGUGUUAACUCUGUCAAGAAAGAUAAGAAAAGGGCCAGCAUCCAUGACAUCACAACCGUCCAUAGUGGCCAGGCGGAGCAACCGAAUGACCCAAGUUGGGUGGACACAUCUUCUGGAAUGCCUCAUGGCCCGCCGGAGAUGAUGGGCCAACAACCCAAGUUGGUUGAAAGAGCAUAUCUGGGCCAAUCCACUGACCAAGGUCCUUAUGGAUACAAUCCUUUUGGAUAUCGGAGGUGAAAAGAAAAGGAAUUCCGUGAAAGAGAGGCAUUUACUUCAUCAAAUUGUACAUAAAUCUCUUGUUUGGUCCAUCAUGUAUAUAUUGUACAUUUGAGUGCAAAUACUGAAAUUAUGGAAAAACUUGGACAACGAAAUAUCUCGGAAUGGAUCUAAUCAGAACACAUGGAAGUUCUGAUA